Molecule: messenger RNA, 3337 nt
Organism: Felis catus (domestic cat)
Lineage: Eukaryota; Metazoa; Chordata; Mammalia; Carnivora; Felidae
Gene: LMNTD1
Product: lamin tail domain containing 1
Exons: 15
Coding region: 713-2164 (483 amino acids)
Cellular component (GO): nuclear envelope; cytoplasm
Source: RefSeq, a predicted model, not a curated record
UCCUUGCCGGUUCACUCGCGCCGUGAGAGACAUUGUAACGGAACUGGGACGCCAGCGCUGCAUUGUGGGAGCUUUUAAAGCGGCGGGGAGCGCGGCGCAGCCGCUCGGGCCCACCGGGCCAAGCUCACCCCGGCGCCCCUAGCUCGGCCCCGCCGCCGCUCGCCCCACCACACACCCCCGACCGCCGAGGCCUAUGGACCAGAAAAGCCAGAAAUGGUGAGGUGACCAGUGCCUACUGACUCUCACAGGAGCAAAAUCUUCCAGAGCUCCGGGUGAGACUUGUAAAACUGCCCUCUACGGUCAUGUCGGAAAGUAGGAGGCUUAUUCUGCAGACGCUUAAAAAAGAAAAAAAGGAAAGAAAACAAAACAAAACCUUCCAUCCUCCAAGGACUGGGUUUGAAUUGCUUUUCAUCUGGAGUGGCAGUGAUUCAGCGACCCCCUUCUCAGCGGCAGGCAGUGACAGAGACAGGAGAUGAAAAACACAGCGAAUGAAUCAGACGCUAUCUUAGAAGGGGAAUUAUGAGUUAGGAAGCACAGAGGGGAUCAACCUAAGGCAUUUCAAGAGAUCAGAGAUAGCCUGGCCACUCAGAAGCAUCAUCCCAUCCAUUAGGAAGAGAACCCAAAUUAAGGAUUCCACCGAUUCCAAAAAAGCAACAGUCUGGAAAAGAAGUCAGUGCUUCAGAGGUGAUCUGAAUCCAGGAAGAAAUGCCAGAUGCCUAUAAUAAAAAAACUCCUCUCUGAAAAGCCCAACAAUAGAAUAUUCAUCAGAAGAACAGCAGUUGGAGCCCAGAGGGAGACAAUGGAAGGCUGGGACCAGGGGCCCAAGUUAGAGGAAAGAAAAGAGACUUUUCUUCUAGCCAAGAUGAAAGACAUGCAAGCCAGUCAGAAAACUUCAGUGGCCCUGCAGAGUGAAGUCCAUGAGCAGGAAGAUAAAAUGGAGAAUCAAGCACAAAGAGAAGACACACAUGAUGGUCACCCAGUGACACAGCGAUCUUUAGUACAUUUUUUUCCGCAAACAGAUUCAGAUGCCACACUGCCUUUGUCACAGUCAUUAACCUAUGACACACCUCUCAGUUACUAUAUGUCUGGCCCUCAGUUUAGUGGGAUAACUGUAUCAACAACUGGGCAGAACACUACUAAAACUACUAUAGAGGGCCAUUCCCAAUCAGCAAACAGCUUGGGAGUCAACAGCUUCAUAAUGACAAAGAAACAGCCUCUGUCAGUCCUUGCUCCUGAGACAGCUGUAACUGGGGAAGGAGAAGAUUAUUUCCUAUCUUUGUUUGGUGAUUCAAAGAAAUUUGCUGCAUGCUCAUUCCAGGCAGAGAACACCCGGAAGCACUUUUCCAUGAUUCUUGAAGAAGUGGGCCAAUCUAGAUCCAGUGCUCUUGGAGACAUUAAAAUAGCUGAAGUAAAUGUCAAGGGUUUAUUCGUGAAGCUCAUUAACUCUUCCCUUGACAAAGAACUGGAGAUUGGAGGUCAUAUUCUCCAGCAAAAUGUGAAUGGACAAACAGUCUCUUUGUACCGCUUCCUUCCAAAUACCAUAAUGCAGGCCAAUCGCACAGUAACAGUAUGGGCAGCUGCAUCUGAAGCAAAGCAUCAGCCACCAUCAGAUUUUCUUUGGAGAGAACAAAAAAUGUUUAAAACAAGCCCAGAUUGUACAACAAUUCUGUGCAAACCUAAUGGUGAAGCUGUCGCCUGGUACACUCCUAUUCACUGGAAACAAGUGUGGGAGAAAUUAGAGACUGACAUUGAAUUUGACAGAUGCUCAAUAGUAAGUCCAACGUCUCGAAGACACAUAUUUCAUUGGCCAACAGCUAUAUCUACAACUAAAGAAAAACAAGACAAGUCUAAUAAGGAUACCUCAAAAAAUCAGAUGGAACAAGUUAGAGUUUUUCUUAAAAGAGAAAAAGAAAACCCACCAACCCUUUUUCCUAAUAGCAGUCCUUGGUGCCACAGUCCCAAUGUCCCUGCACAUCCCUACUGUCCUCUGAUUGAACCUCACAAUACCAGCAUGGCUGGAAGCAGCUUAGAUAGACAGCCUAGGCCUCAGUCAUCUGGGUCUGAUCCAGCCCAGAAACACAGUUCCUCCCAUACCUUCAGAGAUCACCACAACUUCUCUCAAAAGGCUGUCAAGAUAUCCUACCCUAUCAUAAGAGAAAUAUGAUGACAGAUACUGAAAUAAUAAAUUUUCAUCUCAUUAUAAGUCCCAUUAAUAUUCCCAUUUCACAGCUAAAAAAGGACCACGAAAAAUAAGACAUCUGAGUUACAAAAGCAAUAGGCAACGAACUUAAAGGACAAUAAUAUUCAAAUCUAGAGAAUACAAAGAUACCCAACAUGUCACAGCCAGCCUUUCACAAGGGAGAAGAAGCCAGCAGCAAGCAAGAAAAUGGUUUAUUUUAGAAAAGAUAAUUCCUCAGGACUUUACGGUGUGUGCAAGAAGAAGAAAAAAAAAACCUGCCACAGUGACACUUCCAUUCAGAACAGCCCAACAAUCAUUUUUCUUCAUAUUUUACAGUGAGUAGCUAGAGUUCUAGAACAUUCAGGUAUGCCAGUGCUUAUAAGGAAAAAUAUGACUGGUUUUUUCAAACACCAAUUCUGGUUACAAAAUAUAGAUAUUCGGCUAAUUUUUAAAAACAUUAAAUGACCAAACUUAAAGGAAAAAAUGAUGGGGAGGAGAAAAAAAGCACAAGAGAAAGGAAACAGCUGUGCUUCAGUUUUAUGCCAAAGUUCAACCAAACCCUUACUAAAUUUAUAGUUUAUGUUGUCAGCAGCAAAUGAAAAAGCCUUAAAACAAGGAAACAAAAGCAGAUGAGAGACCCUUAGAAGAGAGGGGUUGCAGUGGGAGGAAAGGAAACAUGCAAGGCCUUCUUUGAAGGUGAGUUUGGACUUCAACAUCUUUUCGUAGCUUGUCCUCCAAGAAUUUUCUCCAUACGCAAGCCACAUGUGUUGCCUACUACAUUUCCAAAGAGCAACAGGGAAUAAAGAGUUAGCAUGAGCUGAGAAAUAGAUGAGGUUCUCAGCCACUUGUCCACUCACCUUCUCCAUAUUGAACUAUCCUCUUCCUCUUUUUUUGGCUUUUGCUGAACAGAGACAGUGAGGAGCUCACAGAUACCUAAACAUAGGACAAUCACCAUAAACACAUUGUAUUACAUAUGGCCUAAAGUUUCAGAAAUGGAGGGAACGUAGGAAAUACCAUGCUAAUCAGGCCUGCACAGGACUAGAGGUUCUGUAUAUCUAUUUUGUUUGAGUUUAUUUAUUUUGAGAGGGAGAGAGAAAGCAUGCAUGUGAACUGGGGAGGGUCAGAGAGAGAGGAAGAGAGAGGAUCCCAAGCAGGCUC